CAUAUUAUUAUUAUAUUAAUAUUAUAUUAACAGAUUAUUAAUUUAUUAUUUAAUAUUUAUAUUUUAUUACCAUCAAAUGUUGGUUUAUUGAGUGUUAAUUUGUUGGUUGCAUUGUGUUAUGGAUUCGGCUGAAGUGGAUUCUUCGAAUUGGAAUAUAAUAUAUCCAACUUAUCUUGAUAAAGAUUGUACUAGCAGUCAGGGCAGGAAGAUUAAUUUAUCUGUCGCUGUUUCUAAACCAACUAUUGAAGAAAUUAAAAUCGUUUGCGAAAAACUCAAUAUUCCACACGUUGUCGAAGAGAAGAAGAGAUAUCCAAGGAAUUGGAUGGUCCCAGGUCGUGUUCGAGUAUGUUUAAGAGAUUCUGAAACUAAUGAAAAAACAAGAACAAAAAAACAAGUAAUGUGUGAAAUCGCAACCUUAAUAUCGCAGUUGAAAACUAGACAACAGCCUAAACAAACAGCACAGUCAACUCCAACCUCAAAAAAGAAGCCUAACAAAAAACGAAGAUAAUAACAAUCUAAUAUAUUUAAUAUAGUAUAUAGUUGA
Messenger RNA from Theileria parva strain Muguga, 544 nucleotides. It is a transcript of the gene SRP19, whose product is annotated as SRP19 family protein. The transcript is spliced from 3 exons. Gene Ontology annotation, biological process: SRP-dependent cotranslational protein targeting to membrane, signal sequence recognition; SRP-dependent cotranslational protein targeting to membrane. Gene Ontology annotation, molecular function: 7S RNA binding. The record is from RefSeq and is a predicted model, not a curated record. Bases 119 to 508 code for a protein of 129 amino acids. NCBI's taxonomy places the organism in Eukaryota, Apicomplexa, Aconoidasida, Piroplasmida, Theileriidae. Gene Ontology annotation, cellular component: signal recognition particle, endoplasmic reticulum targeting.